Cynara cardunculus var. scolymus (artichoke) is the source of this 1460-nucleotide messenger RNA. Its product is annotated as serine carboxypeptidase-like 17. The record is from RefSeq and is a predicted model, not a curated record. Gene Ontology annotation, biological process: secondary metabolic process; proteolysis. The transcript has 14 exons. Bases 30 to 1400 code for a protein of 456 amino acids. Gene Ontology annotation, molecular function: serine-type carboxypeptidase activity; acyltransferase activity, transferring groups other than amino-acyl groups. NCBI's taxonomy places the organism in Eukaryota, Viridiplantae, Streptophyta, Magnoliopsida, Asterales, Asteraceae.
GAAAGUUGAAAGUUAAUUAGGGAGACAGAAUGAAAUCCAAAUACAUGAUGAUUUCCCUUUUUAUCAUCUUUCUACAAUUCAUUACUUCAUCAUGCUCACAGUCAACCGUCAAGAACCUCCCCAGCUUUAAUGGUGAUCUUCCUUUUACUCUCCAAACCGGAUACAUUGGAAUGGGAGAAGAAGAUGCAAUGCAAGUUUUCUACUACUUUGUUGAGUCCGAAAGAAACCCGUCAGAAGACCCUCUUUUUCUGUAUUUCGCUGGUGGCCCUGGCGCUUCUGGACUAUAUCCGUUCCUCUAUCAAAACGGUCCAUUAAGUUUCAAUUUCGAAAGUUCAAAGAGGGGUAACAUUACAUUGGAGUUGAAUCCAUAUUCAUGGUCAAAGGUUGCUAAUGUGAUAUUCGUAGAUUUACCAAUUGGUGUUGGAUUUUCUUAUGCUAAAACAUGGGAAGCAUCGAGGAGUAGUGAUUCCCUUUUAGCUGUACAAGGCUAUGAAUUUCUAAGAAAGUGGCUUGUGGAGAACCCCAGGUUUGUGAGUAAUCCAUUGUACGUAUCUGGGAUUUCAUACAUGGGAAUUAUCGUACCAAAUGUGGCUUUGGAGGUAUACAAAGGCAAUGAACUUGGAAAUCAACCACAAGUCAACAUUAAAGGAUACCUAAUUAUUAACCCUCUCACCGAUAAGUUUAUCGACUUCAAUUCAAGAUUUGAGUAUGCUCAUCGCCUUGCACUUAUAUCAGAUGAUAUAUACGAGUCUACAAAAGCAUCUUGUGAUGGUGACUACGUAUACAAUGUUCCUGAGAACAGCCUAUGUGCUGAUAAUCUUAAACGGGUGGCUGAGUGCACAAGCAGAAUUAAGUUUGGAUUUAUAUUGGAGCCGGUGUGUAAUGUAACAGACAGGGUGCCAACUUGUAAAGAUUUCACCGACACAUUUAUACAAACUUGGGUAAACUCUAAGGGUGUUCAGAAAGCUCUCAACAUUCAUGAGGGAACUAUAGGAAAGUGGGAGUACGCAAACACGAGUAUUGCUUAUGAUUUAAAGAAAAACGAUACCGUGUAUUAUUCCUAUGAUGUCUGGAGCACUAUUGAAUCCCACAAACAACUUCUUACCAAAAACUGUCAAGCUUUGAUCAUGUGCGCUGAUCAUGACAUGGUGUUUCCAUACUUGGGCACUGAGAAAUGGAUUAAAAAUCUUAAUCUUCCAAUUGAAAACGCAUGGGAACCAUGGUUUGUUCGUACACAAGUUGCAGGAUAUCAAAUGACAUAUGCACGAAGAGGAUCCUCGAUACAAUUUGCAACUGUUAAGGGUGCGGGUCAUGCACUGGCAAUGUACAAGCCUGAAGAAGCUUUGGCAUUGAUGGAUCGGUGGCUUGCUUCUCAUGCUUAUUUAAGCUUUUCGUCUUAAUCAUCGAUUGUUUUGUCCAUCGUGUUUUGCAUAUGCCAUUAUUGCUAUUAAACUCCUAUU